This is a messenger RNA of Chara braunii, 3509 nucleotides long. The record is from the annotation of a GenBank genome assembly. NCBI's taxonomy places the organism in Eukaryota, Viridiplantae, Streptophyta, Charophyceae, Charales, Characeae.
GUAGAAGAGGAGGAGGAGGAGGAGGAGGAGAGUUACCAAGGAAGAGGACAACUCCAUAAGCAUAUCGAUUCCAUCCACUUGAUUAGUAUUAAUUAAUUGAGAUUGAUUGAUCGGUAUUGAUUGAUUGAUAUUUGAUUCAUCGGUUACUUGCUUGCUUGAUUGAUUGCAUACUUGGGUUAAGGAGGGAGAGCAGGACGAGGACAGGGUAGGUAGUAUAGUUAGGAGGAGGGAGGCGGAGGUGGAUGCUAAUAUAGUUUACAUGAGGAGCAAAGCGGGGAGGAGGCGCGCCAGGUCAGGCAUAGCACCACGACGGCAACGCAAGACCAACGACGCUCACCAGCGGGCCUUCCACGUCAGCUUGCUGCUUUGGGAAGCCCCUAAUCAAACAUUUCAAUAAUCCACUGAUCAGUUAAUCUAUCAAUCAAUCAAUCAAUCAAUCCAUCGCCCGCUCAUUAGCAAGCUGAUUAACCUUUCAUCUUGAUAGAGUAUCGAUCGACCAAUCAAUCAAUCAAUCGAUCGAUCAAUCAAUCGAUCAAUCAAGCGAUCGAGUAGUCAAGCAAUCAAGCAAUCAAGCAAGCAACGGAGGCAUGACUGUCGGCGGAGAUCCUUCAGAGCCACGGAAGCUUGUCAUUGUAAUAUUCCCAGAUGGAUUGUCGGAGGUAUCGCCAGCCAUGGCCGUCUUGGCGCUGAAGAAAUGGUACAGAGAAGACACGUCCAAGGCGGCAGUGAAGUUCGCGGGACUGCGAAGGGGAUUGCAGGUCUCUCUGGCGACGGCGCCCCCACCGGGACCCUUCACUUACACCUAUUAUUGCCUACGAGCGUUGGAGGACAUGGAACCCCUGUACAGCGUCGGGUUCGCGCACAUGCUGCUGAUGGCACUGCCAGCUGUCCCAAGGGAGUACCGGACGGAUGCUGACGUGGCAUGCUCUCGUAAGUUGGCGGCAAAAAUGCUGGUGGACGGGCUGCAGGGCAAGUUUUCCUGGGAUGAUAAGCGGCUCUUGUUCCGCAUUGUCGUUGCGUUCAAUCUAAGGCUGGAGGAUCUCGACGACGCCGCCGUCGUUGGUGGUGGAUUUGGCGGGAAAGAAGAACCCAUCGCGAGUGGCGGGAACGAGCCCGAUAGUGGCGGCAGCGGGAAAGAAGCUGCCGGUAAUGGCGGCGGCGGCGGGAAAGACGCCGCCGGUAAUGGCGGCAGCGACGCCGCCGGUGAUGGCGGCGGGAAAGAAGACGGUAGUGAGGGCGGCGGGAAAGAAGACGGUAGUGAGGGCGGGAAAGGAGUUGGUGUGAAUGGCGGGAAAGAAGGAGGCGGGAGGGAGGUGGUGAUGAGGUUCGUGCAUGAGCAGCUGGAGGCAAGGGCGCGGAAGACGGCCUUGGAGUUCCUGGACUUGUUUGAUCUGCGCCUUGAUCCCGAAGAGGAAAAAAACUUCAUUGAGAAGAUGGUGGUGGAGCGGAAAUUGGAUAUUGCAAUCGAAUGGGCUGGCCGUUUAGGAAAGGACACGUGUGCUUUCCUGAUCGAGAAGUUAAGAGAGAAUCAGCAGUGGAAGCUCGCACAUGUCUACGUGGAAAAGCUCGACCUCAAGGACCGAUUCCCCGACUCAUUCCAGCUUUAUCGAGAAGGCACUGUGAGGAGUCUAGUCGCCCAUGGCCGCCUUGAUAUUGCCGCCUCCAUGACACUUGGGCACGAAGCAUUGGGCAAAUACUUAAUUAGCUACUUGGUGACAGAGGGGUGCACGAAAAAAGCUGCGGAACUGUGCGCGAGACUUGAUCUGCCUAUCGACUUUGACGUCAACGAAUUAGAGGAGGAGGAAGAUUCAUCGUCAUCUCCUGGAAGUUUCCUGACCGUAUCGAGCUUGAUUCCCCCCGAGAACGUGAGAUGGAUUGCGACUAUGGAGGGAUUACAAGAGGCCAGGGAGAUUCUGAAUCACUUGCUCAUGGAGUCUACAACCUCCUCCUCCUCCUCCUUCUACUAUCCACCUGCGAUUGGCAUGGACUGUGAAUGGAGGGCAUCUCAUAUAAAGGGGGAGCCGCAGAGAAAGACGUCGGUCCUCCAGCUGGCAACGCUGGAACACGUGUUUUUGAUAGAUUUGAUCGACUUGUCAGCAGCAGCGGAGGGGACCGAAGCACUGCAGCAAUUCGUCAGCUGGAUUUUCCAGGCACCUCAUGUCCUGAAGCUGGGGUAUGGGAUGAGGUCAGACCUGACCCGUCUGGCGCAAUCGUACCCAGAAAUCCCAGGGUUCAGGAGAUGCGAGAGAGUUCUCGAUCUGUACGACUUUGCAGGCCUGCAUGUCAGAGGAGGGCUCAGUGCAUUGUCCGAGGUGUGCCUGGGUCUGCCCCUCGACAAGCGCUGGCAGAUGAGCGACUGGGAAAAACGCCCUCUCUCCCAAAACCAGCUCGAAUACGCUGCGCUGGAUGCGCUCAGCGUCACGCACAUCUUCAAGGCGCUUCUCACGAAGGGGUUGAGACGUCCGAGUCGGGCUCCUGGCUGUGAUGCGACGGCCAGAAGCAGAAAAUCACCCGUCCUGCUACCGAAACCCGCACCACAAACCGGAGUACAGCAAACCGGGGUACCACAAACCGGAGUGCCACUAACGGGUGCAGAAACCGUAGCAGAAAAAGGCUGCGCAGCAGAAAAAAUAGGGGCAGCAGAAAAAACAGGAGCAGCAGUACCACAAACGGGAGUACCGCAGACGGGAGUACCACAGACGGGAGUACCACAAACGGGAGAACAGCAAACCGGAGUUCCACAGACCGGAGUACCAAAAACCGGAGUAGAAACCGUAGCAGAAAAAGGCUGGGCAGCAGAAGAAACGGGAGCAGAAGCAGAAGCAGAAGCAGAACCAGGAAUCGAACCAGCAACCUUAGCAGAAGAAGAAACAGAGGUGGUGGAGUGGGAGAGCCACGUGUAUGUGUUCGAUUAUAAUACUGUCAGUGAAGGGAAGAGGAGGUCAUCGUCGCCGGACGACUCUGAGGAUGACGAUCUGGUAUCAAGCUGAGCCCAGGCCUGCUUUCGAUGAGUGUACUCUCAGACCUGUCCUUGCUGGACUCACCGCAAUUGGUGGAGACGGAAGUCGGUAGGAAAAGACCCAGACGUGUGUGUGGGCUUGGCGUCGCCCAGACCCGAUCCGGAUGGGAGCAGUAGGAUGGAUGUGUGUGGGGGGGGAGUUGGACAGCAGUGGCGUUGCUUCUGCUCAACUACCGGUUGAAGCUGAGGAUGGGGGCCAGGUACAUCAGCCUUCAGGCAGUUCGAGUCCACAAGGCUGAUGGGGGUUGGGAGUGGGGAAAGGUGUGUGGCUGGGGCGGGUCGAUUUUGCCUGGAUUAUUUGCUGAUGCCAACGCCAUGAAGGGUGGCGAACAAUUUGCUGAGCUGGCACGAAACAAGAUUUUGAGCAAAUGUAGACUCUGCUGCGCUGGCAAGGUUAAAACAAGGUGUCGGUCAAAAAAAAAAAAAAAAAAAAAGGUGUCGGUUGACACUGACGCUUGCUUGCUUGUAUCGUGUAAAGUUGCAAACACUU